Indicator indicator is the source of this 1098-nucleotide messenger RNA. RefSeq names its product G protein-coupled receptor 182 (gene ACKR5). NCBI's taxonomy places the organism in Eukaryota, Metazoa, Chordata, Aves, Piciformes, Indicatoridae. Gene Ontology annotation, biological process: G protein-coupled receptor signaling pathway. Gene Ontology annotation, cellular component: membrane. Gene Ontology annotation, molecular function: G protein-coupled receptor activity. The transcript has a single exon. Bases 1 to 1098 code for a protein of 365 amino acids. The record is from RefSeq and is a predicted model, not a curated record.
AUGGCUGAGAUAACCACAGUCGCCCCCGAGACCCACACCCUCCUGAACGAGUAUGGAGAUUACCACAACUGGUCAGAGCUCUUCCACCUCCUGAACUACACCUACAGCUUCUGCGAGUUCAGCCUGGAUGAGAACGUCAAGCGGGUGGUGCUCUUCAUCCUCUACCUGAUCAUCUUCGUGGUGGGCCUGGUGGAGAACCUCCUGGUCCUCUGGGUCAACUGGCAGACGCGGGGCAGCAAGAGCUUGGUCAACCUCUACAUCAUCAACAUGGCUGUGGCCGACCUGGGGGUGCUGCUCUCGCUGCCUAUCUGGAUGCUGGAGGUGGUGCUGGACUACACCUGGCUGUGGGGCAGCUUCCUCUGCCGCUUCACACACUACUUCUACUUUGCCAACAUGUAUGCCAGCAUCUUCUUCCUCACCUGUCUGAGCGUGGAUCGCUACCUGACCCUCACCAGCUCCUCCCUCUUCUGGCACCGGCACCAGCACCGAGCGCGCCGCAUUGCCUGUGCCUGCAGCUGGUUGCUGGCUGCAACCAUCCCCUUCCUGGAGGUGGCUCACAUGCAGCUGGUCAACACCGGGGAGCCCAUCUGCAUCUUCAUGGCCCCCUUUGAGACCUACGACGAGUGGGCGCUGGCGGUCAGCUUGGCCACCACCACCAUCGGGUUCCUGAUCCCCUUCCCCAUCAUCGCCACCUUCAACGUGCUGACCGCCAGGUUCCUGCGGCGCUGCAAGCCGGGGAGCAGGGGGCACUGCCUGCUCAUCUACGCCUACAUCGCUGUCUUCCUGCUCAGCUGGCUGCCCUUCCACAUCCUGCUGACGCUGCUCACCCUCGAUGGCAGCCACAUCAUCCUGCACUGUGCCUUUGCACACUUCCUCUACUUCUUCUACGACAUCAUCGACUGCUGCACGCUGCUGCACUGCGUCCUCAACCCCAUCCUCUACAACUUCCUCAGCAAGAGCUUCCGCAGCAGGCUCCUCUCCGCCGUCGUCAGGUACAUCCCCAAGGACCAGGGCAACCAGAAGGCUGCAGGCAGCUCCUCCUCCAGCACGCAGCACUCCAUAGUCAUCACGAAGGACAACAGCAAUUCUCCCAACUAA